CAAAUGGCGAACGGUAGAGGAACGUAGUGAUUUUCUGCGCUGGAAAAUUUUUCGUCCAAAAGUGCUCAUUGCGCGAUGUAUUAGCGGGAAAUUUCAGUGCCAAGUUUGAGUUAAAGUGUCGCGGCGUUCCGGAACGGUGCAGUACGGUGGAUUAGUGGCCGCAUCACGGUGGAAAGCUGUGAUCGAAACGCGCUAGUGUCGCCCGUUUGGGAACAAACUGUUUUUUUUUUCGUUCCUGCGGGCGCAAGAGUGAAAAAUUUUCUGGAUGUUUUGGAGCCCGCUGGUGAUUGGUGCAUCUUUGUGAAUUUUGUACUCUGAAGAAGGUGGAAAUACGGACGAAAAGGAUUUGAACGCGACUGAUCGCGGGAAAGACGCGAUUUGUUGAUAGCAGACAAUUUUUUCGCGCUUCCCAAAGCCGCAGCAGAGGAGGAAAAUAACGCGUCCGCUCUCUACGUUGUACUGUUGUCGAAUCACCUCCCAAUGAAUGAAUCAUGAACGACAUCAGUACCAACAAUAAGGAAACGGUCCUCCCGGGACCCUCCGCCUGGGAACAGUUGACCAACCCAGCUCUUGCUGAACAACAUCAUCAGCAGCAGCAGCAACAUUUGCAACAGCAACAACAACAGCAGCAGCAACAACACCAGCAGCAGCAACAACAACAACAACAACAGCAGCAGCAGCAGCAACUUCAACAUCAGCACCAUGUUCCGACGCAACCUCACCUGCAGCACCAACAGCCGCAACCCCAACAACAAUUGCAUCCGCCACAGCAGCAGCAACAGCAGCACCACCAGCCGCAACACCACCCACACCCUCACCCUCACCCCCACCCUCAUCCCAACGCUCACCCGCAUCCCCUCCCGCAUCCUCAAAUGCACCCAAAUCAUCCUCAGCAGGGGCCUCCCCCACUGCAGCAUCCCCUGACUCAACCGCCCCAUCCUCACCAAACGCCUCUGCAUCAGGCCACGAGUCCAACGACGACUGCGGCACCACCGAUGACUCCUACGAAAACGACUCCUCCCGAUAUGUCACAUACCCCGCAAACGGCACCCGGUCCCAACCAAACCCCCGGACCCAGCUACUCCGAAGAACUCCACCCGGAGCUGAUCAACCAGGGGUGGCGCAAGUUUUGGUCCAAACGAGAGGGACGACCCUACUUCUGGAACAAACUUACCGGUGAAUCUCUCUGGGAAACGCCGAUGCUCAAUCGGAGUAACCAACAAUUUGAUCCGCUUACCGACCCGCUCGGUAUCUGUCACACCGGACAGAAUGGACCCGCUCCGCAGCAGAACAACAAUGCCCUCAAGCGGAGAGCCUCGGAGGACACCCAAAAUCACCACCAGCAGGGAACGGGUGCACCUCCUCCGCUGAAAAAAUACAUUCUGCCCGGUCCAUGGGACCUGGAGAUCCCAACCAACGUGGUAAUGUAUGACCGCAUUCCAACAUUGUACCCCCAUCCGUACCCGGAAGUGGAAGCCAUGCGAGGACUUUUCACCGUACGACUAUACAAAACCUACGAAGACCUGUGCACCAAACGGGAAGCCAUCAAUCCUCCAUGCGGGUCGUUUAAUCGCUGGCUCAUGGAGCGCAACAUCAUCGACCGAGGAUGCGAUCCGAUGCUUCCGAGCGACUCUCAACCGGAGAUCUCACAGCAAAUGUACAGAGAAAUAAUACGGGACAUUCCGAUCAAGAUUGUCAAGCCAAAGUUUACCGGCGAUGCACGGAAACAACUGUCCCGGUACUGCGAUGCGGCGAAGAAGAUUGUCGAGCGGACUUCCGCCUCGGUUGAAAGCAAGAAGGUGGUCAAGUGGAAUGCGGAGGAAACGUACGAAUGGUUGAGGAAAACGGUGGGAGCAAGUUAUGAGGACUUUCAAGAUCGAUUGCAACACCUGCGGCGACAGUGCGAACCGCACAUCAUCGAAACGGUCCGGAACAGUGUGGAAACGCUGUGCACAAAGAUCUACAGUCUGUCGAAGCAGCACGUGAAGACGAUACGGGACCGGCACAGUCAGAUACUGAAAGAAAGCGGCAUCCAGGAACUGACGCAACAGCUGCAACCUCCGCUGAUGCGAAAAGUGUGGUGCUAUCCUGUCCAGUUUGCCAUCCCGUCACCUCGGAUGCCCCAGAUCGACUACAACACCGAUCGGGAUCACAUGACCAUCAAGUACACGCAUGCCUCCAUUCCCGGGUCCGACACGCACACGAUCAAUAGCUCUCAUCUGCAGAAGCUGGAGCAACUCUACCGGUACAACUGUUUCGACGACAAAAAGUUUGAUUUUUUCAUCGGGCGGAUCUACUGCAUGCUGAAGCGCUACUCGACGUUUCUAUGCAACGUGAGUCCGACCCAACAGGAGCCGGAGCUCACGCAAGCGGCCCUCCCGGCGGUGGUCUUCGAGUGUCUCCAUCAGCACUUCGGUGUGACGUUCGAGUGUUUCGCCAGUCCACUGAAUUGCUACUUCCGGCAGUACUGCUCCGCCUUUGGCGAUACCGAUUCGUACUUUGGUUCGCGAGGAUCGUUUCUAAAGUUUAAGCCCGUGUCCGGAUCGUUCCAGGUGAAUCCACCGUACUGCGAGGAACUGAUCGAUGCCACACUGCAGCACAUUGACCGAUUGCUGACGGAUUCGACGGAUCCGUUGAGUUUUAUCGUGUUCCUCCAAGAAUGGAAGGAACCGGGUCUUCAGUGUCUGUCGAAAAUCGAAGACAGUCACUUCAAACGGAAGCAGGUGGUGGUGAUGGGAAUGGAGCACGAAUAUCGACACGGUUUGCAGCACUGCAUUGCGAGAUCGGAUGUUAACUUCAAGAGCAUCCACGGCACGAUGGUAGUCUGGUUGCAGAACAAUGCCGGCUUUCAGCGGUGGGGUCCCACCGAGGCACGGGUCGAUGCGCUCCUAGAAGCGUUCCGUCCCGGACGGGAACGGGAACGAGACAAAGUGGUACCUGUAAGCACCGGAACGGCAACGGCUAGCAGUCCACCCGAGGCGCCCACUAACAGCGAACCCGGUUCCACCACCCCCAAGACCCCCCAACAAACCCCACCGGUUUAAGGUGAUACGAUACAGCGUCCGCAAAUCACUGGCAGAAUGGCUGACUGAGCUGCCACUUCAAAUUUUCUAGGGAGUAAAUCUCGGACACUAUUGCGAUUUCAAGCAUCAAGUAAACGUGGGGAAGCAGUUUUAUCAUUGUAUGUUUUCUGGUAGCUGAUAAUUAUGCUUCAGAAAAUGCGAAUUGGCAUGGAAGCCUUUGCUCUGACCGUAUCACCUUAAAAUCGGAAAUCAUGUCCUUUACGCCGAUAAAACUAGCAAACAGAACAAAAAUAGUAGUACAUUUGAAAUUAAACAAAGCACCUAGGCAAACUAUCAAUAACAGCCAGUCAGUUUCACCCAGUUUUACUCUGCACCCGGAACAUAUUUAUAGAAGAAUAAUAGGACGACAGAGGCUGCACCAAGGAAUUUUAAAUCCAACCAAUUCAGUCAGACAAGAAAUAUUCAGCAAGCAUAUUUUAAUCGAGUGUAAAAUAGCAAAAUCAAACACUAGUUAGUAGCACCCAGCAGCUAGUGGAUAAUCAAUCGCUAUUGUGCGUCGUAUACACUGCUAGGCUAUUCCCACACAGAAGAAACUAAUUAUCGUGCUCUUCGUUGUUGAUUCUUUUUAAAAGUCGAAAUGAUGUGCAUACCCUGGAAGAGGGCACAUUAGACAACUCUCUUCUAUCAAAUUGUAUCAUAUAAGUUUAUAACCAUUAAGAAAUUCUGUAUAAAUUCAAAACUAGAAACAAUUGGGAUAAUCCCUAUCUUAAAAUGAUUUGCGUACGAGAAGUUGAGACGAGAGGAAGAGAGAGGUGCAGAAUAAAUACGAAAAAUCAAAGUUGAAUGAAGUCAGUCGCGUGGAUGUGGUGUGUAGUAGUAGUUCGCAAAAGUCCUAUUAUAGAUGUGGCAAUUUGUUAUUUGUUUUCAAAACAUUGUGGAGAUUUUUUAAUAUUAUUAUUUUGAGCUCUUUAUUUUAUAUUAAAAUAUAAACUCGCUGACACGCGGAAGUAAUUUUUUCUCUAGUGAUGGCGAAAAUUGCAGUAGGAGUUGAUUACGAAAUUAAAAUGUGAACGGAACGAGAAGCACACUAAGCAGCGCGCGACCAAGUGAAAAAUGAAAAAAAAAUAACCUUCUAAAAGCUAGGCAUUCAGGAAAAGAUUGAUGUAAACCUUUGUUCUCGAUUUCAGGAACUAUUUUCUAAUGGUUUUUCGAUGUAGUAAUCGUAUCCUGUUAAGACAUUAGUUGAUGUACAAAUCUAUAAACCAUAAUAAUGUGGACAUUAUUCGAACGUUAAGAAAAUAUAUUGAGAA
Ochlerotatus camptorhynchus is the source of this 4333-nucleotide messenger RNA. RefSeq names its product Phosphorylated CTD-interacting factor 1 (gene Pcif1). Bases 492 to 3044 code for a protein of 850 amino acids. Lineage: Eukaryota; Metazoa; Arthropoda; Insecta; Diptera; Culicidae. The transcript has 5 exons. Gene Ontology annotation, molecular function: RNA polymerase II C-terminal domain binding; mRNA (2'-O-methyladenosine-N6-)-methyltransferase activity. The record is from RefSeq and is a predicted model, not a curated record. Gene Ontology annotation, cellular component: nucleus.